Molecule: messenger RNA, 432 nt
Organism: Sphenostylis stenocarpa
Lineage: Eukaryota; Viridiplantae; Streptophyta; Magnoliopsida; Fabales; Fabaceae
Source: the annotation of a GenBank genome assembly
AUGAAGAACAAGUUGUUUUUUUGCUGGGAUGGUUCCUAUUGUACUGCCACCCAUUUCAUGACCCUAGAAAAUGAAAAAAAGCCAGUGGUUUUUAAGGAUUUGAGAAAAAUUUGGGAGCGUUGUGAUCCUAAUCUUCCAUGGGAGAAAGGAUACUACAAUGAAUCCAACACAUUACUGUUGGAUGAUUCUCCUUACAAAGCAUUACUUAAUCCUCCGCACAACUCGGUCUUUCCAUUUACAUUUGAUCCUUGCAAUAAAAAUGAUAAUUCACUAGCUAUUGGAGGUGAUCUGCGGGAAUAUCUACAUGGAUUGUCAAAUGCUGAAAAUGUUCCUAAGUAUGUAGAGCAACAUCCAUUUGGGCAAAUACCUAUUAAUAAUACACAUGUAUCUUGGGAAUUCUACCGCAAGAUUAUAGCUAGUAUUGAUAAAAAU